GGACCUCCCAAAUUAAAACAGAAAAAGAAACCAUUUCCUCCUGCUCUUGGUCGCUUUGCUGGCGCAGCCGGGCCAGCUCCGGACCUCCAUCAGAGAAAGGAAUGGCCAUGCUUGUCCGUGCUCCAAACUCUACCCUCCCCACAGGCGAUCACCCCCAGAAAUCCGGCGUGCUCCUCCGGCGUCCAAAGCUCCACUCUGCUCGCCGUUUCCAACUGCACGCGCAGAAGCGAGCCUCCCCGGGCGCGGGCAGCGAGACGCCCUCCCGCUCGGAGAACGCGGUCCUCAAGGCCGCGUGGUACGGCUCCGAGCUCCUCGGCAUCGCCGCGUCGUUCUUCCGGCCGUCGCAGCCGCCCACGGUGGCGGAGGCCGGAGCCGCAGGAGAAGGCGUUUCGGAGCCUCGGGGCCGCGCGCAGGUCGCCGAGGCCAUCAAGGACGACUUCGAGCGCUCGUACUUCGUCACAGGGAAUCUCACGCUCACAGCUUAUGAAGACGACUGCGAGUUCGCCGAUCCUGCAGGUUCGUUCAGGGGCCUGCAGCGCUUCAAGCGAAACUGCACAAACUUCGGCUCUCUGUUGGAAAAAUCUAACAUGAAGCUCACCAAAUGGGAGGAUUUGGAGGACAAAUCAAUUGGACACUGGCGUUUCAGCUGCAUCAUGUCGUUCCCCUGGAGGCCUAUCCUGUCCGCCACCGGAUACACGGAAUACUUUUUCGAUGCUGGCUCGGGGAAGGUGUGCAGGCAUGUCGAGCAUUGGAACGUCCCCAAGAUGGCACUCCUGAGACAGAUUUUCAGGCCGAGCAGAUGGGUGUGGGAGAAACGCUCCGACUAGGAGGUGAAUGUAGCAUCGGUAUUCAUCGUGAACUGUUAGGAGGUUAAGUGCAUGAAUUAGUACUAGUAACUCGAUGGCAUGACAGGUUAAGGUUGCUCACUCUUGUAGAUACUUUUACUACAAAUCCAUGGGGGUUAUACUUGUAUUCACAUAAUCUAUGGGGGUUAAACCCGAUUGGAACAUCUCGAUACUGUGAUUAGGAUGGAACUUCGUUCGAUUGUCGGUCCUAAUGUUAACAUUGCCAACCAAAUUAGCGAUAGUAUAUCUGUAAUCGUUUAUCGAUUGGACUGUGGACUGUCGAGUCUGGACUCCGCAGAAUCUAUGCAGUUCCCUUGCGCAA
Molecule: messenger RNA, 1167 nt
Organism: Oryza brachyantha (malo sina)
Lineage: Eukaryota; Viridiplantae; Streptophyta; Magnoliopsida; Poales; Poaceae
Exons: 5
Coding region: 102-827 (241 amino acids)
Source: RefSeq, a predicted model, not a curated record